This is a messenger RNA of Aethalodelphis obliquidens (Pacific white-sided dolphin), 2673 nucleotides long. RefSeq names its product SH2 domain containing 1B (gene SH2D1B). Lineage: Eukaryota; Metazoa; Chordata; Mammalia; Artiodactyla; Delphinidae. Gene Ontology annotation, cellular component: cytosol. The record is from RefSeq and is a predicted model, not a curated record. Gene Ontology annotation, molecular function: inositol-polyphosphate 5-phosphatase activity. The coding region runs from base 96 to 503 and encodes 135 amino acids. Gene Ontology annotation, biological process: regulation of immune response; negative regulation of insulin-like growth factor receptor signaling pathway. The transcript has 5 exons.
CUCCCACAAGUCAGAGAAGGAAGAGGUAUUUCUACAGGCUCUAUUAGGCCAACUGCUUCCUCUUCUCUCCUCAGAGUUGUCCCUGAACUUGGGAUAUGAGAGGGCUCACCAUGGAUCUGCCUUAUUACCACGGCCCUCUGUCCAAGCAAGACUGUGAGACCUUGUUGCUCAAGGAAGGGGGGGACGGCAACUUUCUGUUAAGAGACAGUGAGUCUAUGCCCGGAGUCCUGUGCCUCUGUGUCUCGUUUAAAAAGUUGGUCUACACAUACCGAAUCUUCAAAGAGAAACAUGGGUAUUACAAUAUACAGACCGUGGAAGGCGCUCAAAGACAGACCUUUCCAAACCUAGAGGAACUGAUCUCCAAGUUUGAAAAACCAAAUCAAGGGCUGGUGGUUCACCUUUUAAGGCCAAUAAAGAGAACCUGUCCCUCCCUGAGAUGGAGAAGAUCGAAGAUACAGCUGGAUGAGAACAGUAACAGCGAUUAUGUGGCUGUCUUGCCUUGAAGAUAAGGAGACUGGACAAAGCACUUAUAGAAGAGGACAGCCUGAACCUAUUCUCCUUGACUUGUUAAAGGUGCCACCACUACAUCACAGUUGACGUCCCCCUUUCACCCACGUGACCAGAGGGGAGAGAAGAGAGAGCGCUGGCUGCUAGUUAGGAGCCUGAGUUCCAGUCCUGGCUCUGUGACUGCAGACCAACCUCUUCCUCUUUCUCUGUUUCUUCAUCUAUAAAACAAGUGGCUAAGCAGAAGGGUACACAAUGCCCCAGCAGAGUUAAGACCUGAUCAGUGUGGAAUGUACCAAAUUCUAUGCCCAUUCUAUCACCCAUCUUCAAACCGUAGUGAUUCAUUUCACCCCACUAGCCUUACCUUUUAAAGUUAUUAAAGAGAGGAACUUAGAUCUCUAGGAAACACGAGCAGACAUUGUGGCUGGAACCCCAAAGCACGAGCCGUUCUGACUUUUGGGUCACAGCAAACCAUAGUAGAGAAGAAGUGCACUGUAGCCAUAUUCAGAGAGCUGAGGGGGCCAAAUCCUUCUGGUUGGUUCGGUAAAGGACACCACAGCAAACCUGCUCUCCAGGGUCCUGGGUCUUUGAUCCUUUCUGCAUGGUACAAAGAAGCAUGUUCCAGUUUUCAGAGCCUGCAGCAAGCCUUGGCACAGAAAAUAUAUUCAGUGACUAUUUCUUAAAUAAAUGACUGAAUAAAUCAAUAUACAUAAAAUGUGGCCACUUAUUCUGGAUAGCAGAGAUUUGUUUGAACUUUAUACAUUUCAAAAUCCAGUAGAACAUGACUAUUAAUUCAAGACCUUUCAGUUAUAACUCUCAUGGAAGUGAUCUCCUUUUUUCUGAGCAUCUAUGCGUAGCACCUUACACGAUGCUUGGUCCCAGUGGGUUUUCAGCAUAGUUUUCAAACGAGCAAGCCACAUUUAAUAGCUAAUGUGGAUGUCAUGCUAUAGUUCCCUGAAAUUUAGAAGAGCCUGAACAGGUCAUAUGAAGAACAGCUGAAAGUUCUGAGUAUGUGGGCCUGGAUGAGGGAAAACUUAAACUAAAGCAGUCGUUUCAAGGGUUUGAAGUGCUGUUCUGUGAAAGAGCCUGAAGAUUCACUGGGUACAAUGCCAGACAGCGGAACUCAGACCAAUGGCUGGGUGUUUAUAGGAGGGCAGUUUUAGCCAAAUAUAAGAAAGAACUCUGAACCCACUGGAGCUAUCCUACAUUCAAACAGUCCUCCCUCCGCUGUGGUCCAAGUGACUUAGGCAUGGAGAGUAAUCACAUUCCUUUGUUCAUAACUCAUUACCACCAUCAAACCAUACAAGACUCUUGUUUUAUUUCAUUUUUCUUCCCUUCAUCCCUAAUUCCCAUUUCAAUGGAACCAGCUCUGUACUAUUUGAUACAUGCCCUUGGUACGUAUGAACCCUUGUAGAAUAUACAGAAUUGGUUGUGACUCUAUACAUCUUUUAUAUUUACCUGCAUGAUAUGGUGCUAUUGCUCCAAUUCUGUUAUUACUUUUUUUCACUCAAUAGUAUGUUUAGUUCUAUUCCAUAUUGUUGAGUGUACAUCCAACCCAGUGCCUCUAACUGAUGCAUGGUAUUCCACAGCGUGCAUCCACCACAUUUUUCUUCCCUCUAGAGAUAGAGAUAUCUAAGUUGGUUCCAACUCCCUGCUAUCAGGAACAACACUGUGAUGAGCAAACUUGAGCAAGUCUCUCUAUGCAAGUGUAAGAGACUUCCUCUGGAUUAUAUGCGUGGGUCAUAAAGUGUAAUCAGAUUUAAUUAUGAUGUAAUCAAGCCCAUUAAGUGUUUUUUGCCUUAUGCUUUGUGCUUUUUGAUCCUUGUUUUACAAGCCCUUCCCCACUCCAAGAUCGUGGAAAAAAAAAUUAUCCUACAUUUUCUUCUACUGACUUUAUACUUUUACACUCUGCAGUUAGGGUUUUAAAGAUGGCAAGGACUUUUGCCUUUUUCACUGGCAUAUAUCCAGUGUCUAGAAAAGUCCUUCACCCAUAGUAGAUGCUCAAUAAAUAUUUAUUGACUAAAUGAUUAAUCUGGGGUUAACAUUUGUUCAUAGUGAGAGGUAAGAAUCCAGCUUUGUAUUUUUCCAUAUAUAUUUAAGUGGUUUUCUGAUUUCAACCCGCUUAAUAAUUCAUUUUCCCCCCUCUGACUUAUGGCAUCUCCUUUAUAU